Messenger RNA from Adineta ricciae, 1632 nucleotides. The record is from the annotation of a GenBank genome assembly. Lineage: Eukaryota; Metazoa; Rotifera; Eurotatoria; Adinetida; Adinetidae.
AUGAUCAACAUUGUUCUUCUUUUCUUUCAAAUCCGCUUAUCGAUCUGCGCAAUUUCGCUUACAAAAUAUGACAAUAGUCAGUUUAUUCCCAAUGCCAAUUCGUAUUUUCUCAAUAAUUUCCAAGUUUCAUCCCAAUAUGAAUGCAUUUGUCGUUGCUAUGCAGCGCCAAAUUGCUUAACAGUGACCUUGUUUGGAAUAAACGGAACUUGUUCUUUAUAUUCAUCGCAAAUUCAACUCGGAUCGUUACGAUUGACGAUGUAUACAGCAAAUUCUGCUGUUAUUUCUUUUCCGGAUCGAAUUUCAACAACAACGUCCACGUCGACUUAUACAACAACAACAAAUGCUUACUGUGGAUCUACCUGCCUUAAUACAACAGUGUCAAGAUUAUCCUCAGUUGCAUUUUACACAUUUGACAAUAGCACACUUGACAGUGUCGGUAAUUAUUCGAUGAAAGGAAAUUUCACACCGAGCUACGUGCCUGGUUGGAUUGGUUCAGCUAUCAAUUUCACACAUAGUUCACAGUAUCUUUCCACGACACAUAUUCCAUUAGAUUCGCGUUCAUUCACAAUCGACUUCUGGUUUUAUGCAACGGAUUUGACGAGUUUCACAGAUUUCGGUUUUGCUGGUGAAUGUGAUUCAUCGUCAACCGAUCAGUGUUUAUUACUUAAUAUUCGGAAUAGGAAACUUCGUCUAGUGUUUUUUUCUGAUGACACUGCUGGUACGAAAAACUUGGCUGAAAAUAAAUGGUACCAUGCAACAUUUGUCUACGAUUCAACAGUUAAACAGCAGUUGAUUUAUUUAGACGGCGUAUUGGACAAUAUUAAUACCAUUAAUAAUAAUUUCGCAGCAACAGUGGCACCAUUUACGAUUGGUGGUGGGCCGAUCGGUGGAGAUACACAGCCAUUUGUUUAUUAUUCGGGCUAUAUCGAUCAUUUUGGAAUUACCUAUCGAGUGAAAACGCCAUGUGAAAUCUAUUUAAAUGCCAUCCUUUUUUGUUAUUUUCCAUUUGAUCCAGCAUCAUUUCUAUCUGAUUCUGGACCCAAUUAUCUGAGUGCAACUAAUUCGAAUGCAACGCAAACAACUGGAAGAGUGAACCAAGGUGUACAAUUCUCAUCAUUAUCAUCUUAUAUAACUAUUAGUGGAGUUAAUGUGUUGAAUGCAUUAAAUAAUCCAUUCACAAUCUCGAUGUGGAUUAAACCAAUGAAUCUUACUGGUGGUGGAACACUUAUUCACACGUCAACACAAUCUGAUGGUCUGGAUAGCUGUUUUGCAUCGUGGGGGUUCUCUUCAAAUGGUUCAUUCAUUGUGAACUUCCUCGAUUCACUAGGCAAUGCAAUUCCAAUGACACUCUCAUCCCCGUUUCCGUUGAAUCAAUGGACACACGUUGUUCAAGUGUUCAAUUCAUCCAACGGAAACUACUUGUAUAUGAAUGGAAAUCUUGUGACGAGUGCAUCAUUAUAUGCACGUGCACCCAUCGGUUCAUAUGUUUUUCUUGGUUCGUCGCCAGUUAUUUCAAGUUCCUGCAAAUCAGGAUCGAUUUCGAUGGGUCAAUUCUUUGGUGUUAUUGAUGAGUUUUAUGUUUUUAGUCGAGCACUAACAUCAACUGAUAUUUGCCGUUUAGCAAAUCCUUGA